Messenger RNA from Callorhinchus milii (elephant shark), 859 nucleotides. It is a transcript of the gene timm29, whose product is annotated as translocase of inner mitochondrial membrane 29. Bases 19 to 702 code for a protein of 227 amino acids. Gene Ontology annotation, cellular component: TIM22 mitochondrial import inner membrane insertion complex. The transcript has 2 exons. Lineage: Eukaryota; Metazoa; Chordata; Chondrichthyes; Chimaeriformes; Callorhinchidae. Gene Ontology annotation, biological process: protein insertion into mitochondrial inner membrane. The record is from RefSeq and is a predicted model, not a curated record.
UUUGCGCGCGGACCUGUCAUGGCGGCCGUGUGGCGGCGUCUCUGCUCCUCGGCCUCGGCCUCCGCCUCCCGUCCCCUCGGCCUCUGGAGCCGCGUCCGCAGCGGCAGAGUCGGUUCGUGGACUGAAAGUCUUCUUCGUGACUAUAAAGAUGCCUGUAAAGACAUUGUAAUCGGAGCCAAGGAACGGCCGGUGAGAGCGGCGUUCUACGCGGCUCUCCUCACAGGGGCCGGAGUUUGUGGGCACUACAAUCCCUGUGAGAAAUCCUUUCGAGCUGCCCUGUUGGAUGCGUCCAAUCAGCUGGUGGUUCUGUCGCCUUGGGUGCGUAACGGGCGCUCAGAUAAACAUGUGCAGCGAGUGGUCAAACUGCAGAACGAGGGCCGACUGGAGCACCAGAGUCUGCUGGUUUUCUCUCUGAUGUAUUCAUCCCCCUACGACUGUGAGACCAGUUCAUACAACGCACAAUGCGAGCAUUUAGUGCCACGAUGGGUGGACUUUCCUGAGAGGGUUUUAGACGUGGGCUUUUUUGGGAAAUGGUGGAUCCUUAGUUCAAAGAUGACAGAUUGGGACAUUAACGAGGAUGAGUUUUCCCACCUACCUCCUGAGCUGCGGGAAAUCUCACCACAGAACCUCAACUCCACGGAAAACGAGAGACUGUUUGAGCUCAAGUUCCAGCCCGUCAUUCUUGAAGAGGAGGAGGGGUAGAGUGUGAGGAGAUGCUGCUCACUGCUGACAGUCUGUUGCAGAGAAACAAAGCUGAAAAAUGAAACUGCUGUAUUGAGAUGGUUGUGUUGUGGGUGAUGUCAUUGUUCAAAAUGUUGAACCGUGUUACGUUGUCAAAUAAAAUAAUAAUAAAUAGUGA